This is a messenger RNA of Spinacia oleracea (spinach), 2515 nucleotides long. RefSeq names its product polycomb group protein EMBRYONIC FLOWER 2. Lineage: Eukaryota; Viridiplantae; Streptophyta; Magnoliopsida; Caryophyllales; Amaranthaceae. The transcript has 24 exons. Gene Ontology annotation, molecular function: chromatin DNA binding. Gene Ontology annotation, cellular component: nucleus. Bases 239 to 2164 code for a protein of 641 amino acids. The record is from RefSeq and is a predicted model, not a curated record.
AUCAACGCCUUUUGAUAUAAGGCGCCCUUCAAUUCCGAAUUCCUUUUCACCUUGCUUUUGCUUCUCCUCUUUCCUCCAAAUCGAGGUACUCAAACCAAACGAAUUCCGCCAUUUCUAGCAUUUCCGGAAUUUGAAUUCGACUAAAAUCUCUUGGGUGCUGGUCAUCCAUUACAUGCUUUGUAUUGGUAAUAUCCUCAGAUUGAUGAGGUUGUGGUAGAAGCUCUUUGAGAAGAGAAGAAUGCCUGGCAUACCUCUUGUGGCUCGGGAAACAAUGGUGCUUUCUUGUACGGAAGCUUUAAGCAGCCAAUCUAGAAAUGGAGAUCAGCCCUGCCGCCAAGAUUCUCAGGUGCAAUUAUCUGCUGAGGAGGAAAUUGCUGCUGAGGAGAGUUUAUCAGCAUAUUGCAAACCUGUAGAGCUUUAUAACAUUCUCCAACGCCGUGCUUUAGGAAAUCCAUUAUUUCUUCAACGGUGCUUGCAUUACAAAGUACAGGCAAGGCACCACAGAAGGAUACAAAUGGAAGUUUCUCUGUCAGGGACGUCGGGUGAUGGAUUGCAAAUGCGGAAUCUGUGUCCAAUGCAUAUCAUAUUGGCUAGAGUGCUAUCUGAUGCACCUCAGUUAAAGCACUCUGCAGUUUAUCGCUACACUAAGGCUCGACUGCUCAGGACUCCAAGCACAGGAGGAGGCAAUGUAGGACAAGUAAAUUUCAUUCUACCUGAGAUGAAUAAGCUACUGAGGGAAGCCAAAUCUGGAUCAUAUUUCAUCUUAUUUGUUAGUUAUGCAGGGGCAUUUACAUCGCAUGAAUUUGAUACAUCCAGGGAACAUUUGGAUAACAUAUCCCUUUCAACAAGUGUUCAAAAGUCCUGUUUAUGGGGAAAGAUAUCAAUGGAGUCACUCUUCUCAUCUUGGGAAAAGUUUCCAAACUUGAACCGUGGGGAGAGAGUUGAAAUGCUGACUACAAUCGACUUGCAUCCUUGUCUUUUGAAGUGUUGUUUCUUGGGUGAGGAGAAAUGUAUAUCAUUUCAGAUGCCUGAGAACUCUAGUCGCAUGAGCACUUUGCAGCAUACGCAAGUCAUAAUAUCUGCAGAAGAGCGAGGGGCAAAAGAAAAAUCACCCUAUUCUCCACAUACAUAUAACAAUGUUCCUGAAUCAUCUUCUUAUUUUCUGGGGUUGAGGACAGGCAAUAUAAUUUUCAACUACAGGUACUACCACAACAAGUUGCAGAGAACUGAAGUGACUGAAGAUUUCUCCUGUCCGUUCUGCUUGGUAAAAUGUGCAAGCUUCAAGGGCCUGAAAUCACACUUGCUCUCAUGUCAUGAUCUGUUCAACUUUGAGUUCUGGGUUACUCAGGAGUAUCAAGCUGUAAAUGUUUCUGUCAAAAUUGAUCCACAAAGAUUGGAGGUUGUUGCAGAUGGAGUUGAUCCGAAGCAGCUAAUAUUUUUCCUUUGCUUGAAAAGGCAAAUUAGAAGAAAAACAAAAUUGCUAGCAGAUAAGACAAAUUAUAUGCAACCGCUGACCUUAACAUCAGAUGUUGCUGCUGCAGCAAGUGAUCUUCUGAACAAGGCUGAUGAUGAUUAUUCCAGUAGAAUCGAAAGGGCUCGGAGUUCAAGUGUCAAUGAUUCCUUAAAUGCUGUCCCAGAUCCAGAUUGCAUCCAGUCUGUAUCAGGAAGCAGUCUAGCUCCCCCCACAUUGCUCCAGUUUGCUAAGUCGAGGAAGCUAUCUAUUGAACGCUCUGAUUUCAGAAAUCGUGCCUUAAUGGAGAAGAGACAUUUCUUUCACUCUCACAGAGCACAACCAAUGGCAUUGGAGCAAAUUUUUUCAGACCACGAUAGUGAGGAUGAAGUUGAUGAUGAUGUAGCUGAUUUAGAAGAUCGAAGGAUGUUGGAUGAUUUUGUGGAUGUUAGCAAAGAUGAAAAACAAAUUAUGAAUCUUUGGAACUCUUUUGUCAGGAAACAACGAAUUCUUGCUGAUGGUCACAUCCCUUGGGCUUGUGAAGCGUUUUCACGAUUGCAUGGGUAUAAUCUUGCCCAAGCUCCUGCUCUGAUUUGGUGUUGGAGAUUAUUCAUGAUUAAAUUGUGGAACCUUGGACUUCUUGACGCACGCACCAUGAACAAAUGUAGUUUAAUUCUAGAGCAAUGCCAACAACAGGAGACAACACCUGUGUGAAAGCUACACAGAAGAGAUAAGCCAUAUAUAAGAAAAAGGGGGCCAAUCUUGAGCUUUAAGAUCAAAAUUCGAUGUCUAUUGAGUUCUUGCUUUUGCAUUGUGUAGCGGCAUUUUUGAGCCUGUACACUCGUUUAGAAUUUUGUUGUCUACCUUUUAACAUGGAUGUUAUAAUCAUCAUUUAUGCGUCAGUUUUGGCUGAACCUUGUUCAUUUUGAGAACCACAACAGAGCGGAAAGAAUGUGCUCUAGCUUCUUUGGGCUAACUGACCAUGAUUUAUUUUUAACAAAAUCUACAUGUAAAUUUGGUUUUCAUUGUUUAAGAACACCGGAAAUAUAAUUGAAAGUUCGUACA